Saccharomycopsis crataegensis is the source of this 339-nucleotide messenger RNA. RefSeq lists its product as uncharacterized. The transcript has a single exon. Bases 1 to 339 code for a protein of 112 amino acids. Lineage: Eukaryota; Fungi; Ascomycota; Saccharomycetes; Ascoideales; Saccharomycopsidaceae. The record is from RefSeq and is a predicted model, not a curated record.
AUGUCUACAAGUAGCACCAAUGGCGUGUCUACCACAUCCAUGGGGGGAAUAUCGGCCAUUGGUGCAGCUACCGGCAGCAAUAAUAAUAAUGGUAAUAGUAAUAAUAAUAUGUUGACAGGUCCUGCUUUUGACGGGAUUGUAUUUUUCAAUAAUAAUGAUAAUAACCCCGGUAGUGGUAAUGGUGGUGCGAGCGGAGGUAUUGAUUUCUCUGGGUUGCAAAGUGGUACUCCUACUCCUACCAGUUCAGGGCCUGGGAUGGGAGAUGUGUUUGAAAACACAUUCAGGGGUCCAGAGCCAUCACAAGCACAAAAGUCGCAAUCAUCAACCCCAAAGAAUUGA